UUCAGUGCUCGACACGUCGACUGGCACGCUGGAGUCCCUCGCCGACCCCAGCCUCGGCCCCAUCAUCGAGGCCAAGCGGGCGGAGAGGGCAAGUCUGGUCGCCCAGAAGCGGGCAGGCAAGCCGCUGCACCUUCAGCUGCAGGCUCUGGAGGGCAAGAUGGCCGCCGCCCAGCGCAAGCUCGCGCGCCAGCGCGAUGAGGUCGUGCCCGAGCUGCAGCAGCGCCUGGCAGAGGCCCAGCGGGUGCAGGAGGCGGCCUGUAAGGAGCUGGAGCAGCUGCAGGAGGAGAAGGCUCAACUGGCCAGGCGAGUCGUGGCGGAGGAGCAGGCCCCUGCGGGGGCAGCGGGUCCUCGCGGCGGUGGCCCACACUGCGGGCAGGCGGUCAUCAGCCAGCUCGUGGCCAACCUGGAGAAGUUGGUGGGGGACACCGAGGGCGACGGCGACUCGGUGCCCAAGCCACUCGUGGAGUCCCUUCAGAGCUUGCUCAAGCUGGUCAAGGAGCUCCCUCAGGCCUCAGGGGCCCCCGCGGAUGCGGCCGCCGCGCCUCCUGGGGGGCCUGGCGCAGCGGCGGCGGCCGCGCCCCCAGGGGGGCCUACUGCCGAGUCCUCGGCCGACGGCGAUGGUGACGCAGUGGAGGAGCAGAAGCGCAAGCGUGACGAGCUGGUGGGCCAGUACCUCAGCGGGCUGCCCGAGGAGGAGCGCGCCGCCAAGCGGGCGGUGCUGGGGCGUCGCUUUGAUGGGCCCACUGGCCCGCCCUUGAUCGACUGGACCACCUAUGGGGACGGCCAGUUCUGGAAGGGCGAGGACCGCCACCACGAGGAGCCGCACGGGGUCGGCUUCCCUGAGGGCGGCGGGGACGCGCACUCUGGCCAGGACGUCGGCUACGGCGCGCCCGCGGCCAUGGACAGGCGACUUUCGCCCGUCGUGCCCAUCACUCCUCAGCCCACCUGCCUCGAGGGCAGGUCGCAGCACGUGGGGCGUGACCCAGCUGAGCAGCCUCAGAGGCGCCGACGCACGCGGCGAGGAGACCGACACGUCAUCGCAGCCACUUCCAAUGCUAAUCUCUCCUGGGCUCGAGUCGAGGAGUUCAUGGAAGAAGAGAUCGAGCAGAUCAUCAAGAGAGGUGGCGUCCCCAUCAUAGCGGUACAGGAGCACGCGAAGCCAGCCGAGUGGUUCAACGUCACCGCAGCGGCGCAAGAGCGACGUGGCUGGCGAGUUGUGGGGGCGCCUGCCGCGCGCGCGGCGGAGGGCGGUCACUCGGCGGGGGUGGCGCUGAUCACGCCGCGCUGCCUGAGCCUCAGCCUGGCGCCUGGCCAGGCGUCGUGGGACAUCUCCCCCGCGGGCGCCGCAGGCAGGCUGUGCUUGGCCAUGGCCGAGGUCAAGGGCAUUGGGUGGAUGGCCCUCUUCUCGAUUUACUUGUUCACGGGCAAGCCAGUCACCUGGGCUCCGAACGCGGCCCUGCUUGACACCAUCGUUCAUUGGGUCUGCCAGAUGAAGAUUCCCUGGGUGGCCAUGGGCGACUUCAACAAUGAGCCGCACGCCACUCUGGACAGCCCCUGGAACCAGGAGGCUAAAGGCCAAGUUCUGGCCUGGCAAGGGGAAGGAGACACUUGCAGGUCCAAGGUGGUUAAGCAGGGCGUCGAGGAGUUUAAGGAUCGGGUCAUCGACUUUUUCUGGGUAGAUGCGAGGCUUGCAGUGAUCUUUUGCCCAGUGAAGUCUUUCGAGAACAUGCGCUACAGGCCGCGCAGGCCGACUUGGAUCCGCGCCGACAAGCCCUGGCACGCGUACCAGACACAGGUUCUUAAGGGCCCCAAGCAGUACCCCAUCACCAGGCCGCCGCCAGUCAGGCAGCCCGAAAUCCCGCAUGGCUACCCCAAGAUCGACCUGCUCCACGGCUCCCAGCAGCACCUGGACCAGUGCUGGAGGGGGUUCUGCUCUGCAGCCGAGGCCGAGCUUCGAUCUCUGUUCGGUUGGACGGAGUUGGAGGCACGCAGGUAUGAAGGCCGAGGUUUGACUCCCGAGGUGGUGCAGAGACAGCUUCUUCCGAAGCAUGACAGCCCAGUGGCCGAUCGAGGUCCUGCCAGGGCCUGGCGCUGGGCCGCGGGAGAACUGGCCUGGAUAGGCCAACUUGUCUGCUGUGCAUUGCGGGGCCAGUCUGUGUCCAUGGCCAAGGCGGAGGCCUUUGCAGGCCAGAACACCACCUCGGGAGAAGGGCCUCCUCGAUCCUACAACGAGGAGGUAAAGGGCCAGCUCAGACGGGCUUGGAGGAAGCUGUUCCAGGCGGGGCACCACUGGGACCAGAUGGGGCCCUGGGGCGCGGGGUUCCUGCCCACGCUGCGCAUCCUCUCCGACGUGGGGCCCCAUUUCAUGGGCGCGCAGGCCAUCUUCGCGCUGCAGCAGUUCGCCAAGGCGUGGAAGGAGCCCAUCUCGUCGGCCAAGAAGCGGAAGUUACCAUCGGAUCCGCAGCUCGCGGUCAACCAGGAGGCGCAUGAGUGGGCUGGCAUUUGGCGCGCGGGGUCAGGUGACUACACCAAGUUGUGGCAGGGCGCCCAGGUCCAGGCCCAGCGGAUGGCCCACGUGCAGGAGCUGCCCAUCAUCGACGCGGUGCAGGUGCGCGCAAUUUGCCGCAGCUACAAGUGGAAGGCGGGGCUUGGGCUUGACGGCUGGCACUUCGGGCACCUGGCCUGGCUCAGUGACGAGGCCUUGACCAGCCUCGGGGACAUCCUCAUGUUGUGUGAGCGGCUCUGCUCGUGGCCCACGGCCAUACGCAUGCUUAUACUUUUCCUGGUCGCCACGGGGGACGGAGGCGGCAGGCCCAUCACCCUCUUUCCCACGCCAGUACGCAUCUGGGAGGCUGUUCGUGAUCCUUUGGUUCGGCGAUGGGAGCGGGCACACGUGAGGCCCUACGACUGGGCAUCACCAGGGCGCAGCAGUGAGCAUGCUGUUUGGAGAGCGAUGCUGGACGACGAGGCCCUGGAAGGUACCUGUUUUGCGUCACUCACAGCUUUGAUGGAUUUGGAGAAGGCGUACGAACAUGUUGCGCUAAAUUUGAUUUGGGUUCUCGGUUUGGUGCAGCAAGCACCCAUGAGUGUCUUGGCCCUCUCACUGGAGUCGUGCGCUUUCCCUCGGGCGGUACGAAAGGGCCAAGCCGUUGCCGACGCCAUAUGCACCUGCGUGGGGCUGCCCGCUGGGUCGAAGUAUGCCAACCGCUUCCUGAAGAUUGCGUUGUAUCCGAUACUGGAUGUCGUGGCCCGAUGGCCAGGUGCUAAGCUGGAGAUCACCGAGUUUGUGGACGACCUAGCCUUGCGGAUGGUGGGCAGGAGCACACAGCUGAAAGUGAUCUUCCCCGACCUGGCCCGCACCCUCAUUCACCUCCGGGAGUCUUUGCUGCAGCUCAAGGUCUCGAAGGGCAAGGGAGCCAAGUCGAAAUUCGUCUCCAGCGACGUCUCCUUGGCGCAGGAGCUGGCUCAGCCCGUGGCGGACAUUGGCCUUCAGCGCGGCGAGAGCGAGCGAUGGCUGGGCGUGGACUACCAACCCCAGGGCCCUCGGAAGAAGGCCACCAGAGCCAGACGGUUUAAGACUGUUCGAGGACGCUGGCACAAGGCGGCGGCCCUCAAGCGACGAGGGGCGAGGAUGCGCCCUGUGGUGCAGCAAGGCCUCAAAGCGUCAGUUGCGUAUGGGGCGACCUGCGCUGGCACACCUCCUGCCGUUCUCAAGUUCGUCAUGGCCAAGACAGCUGCUGUGCGUGCGGGGGCUGGGACCUUUCGUUCGGGCACGUUGGGCUGGGCGAUCGCGCCGAGGACUGGCGGCGCCGAGCAGCUCAGGCUCGCCCCGCUUCGGGCAUGGGCACGCGAGGCCUGGGAUCAGCCCGAGAGACGGAAGGAGAUGGCCCACGCGUGGGGCCGUCAAUGGCCCAAGGUGCAGCGUGCCCUCACCUAUGCCCCCGCCAAGUUCGACGCCUGGAAGAUGGUGAGGGGGCCAGCCGCAGCCACCAUGCUGACGGUGCACGAGCUGGGUUGGCACAUGAAGGACGCUUGGACCACCGUCGACGGCGUGCACUGCAAGUGGGACAUCCGUGAGGUCGCCCCCCUCGAAAUCUUGCGGUCGGCAGAGAGGGCGAUCGCAAAGAAGAAGCUCAUGGAUUGGGCGCUCGCGGAUGAGGAACGCCAGCCGCUCCGACCCGCUCCCUUCCUCUUGCCAGUCAAGCAGCUCAUGCGUUCCAAGCCCACGGGGACUUGGGCAAGGCACCACAUCAACAGUGCCAGGACGGUCGCGUUAGGAGGCUACCCUGUUCAGACCGUGUGCUACGAGCGCGGCCAGGUCACGAGCCCUCUGCGCCCUCUGUGCGGCAAGAAGAAGGGCACCUUGAUGCAUGUGCAUUUUCUUUGUGAUGCAGAUGUGUGCGUCACGAUUCGUGAUGGGCUCACGGAGCCGACGCUCAAGCACAGUUUUCGGGACGUGGUGCAUUUGGGCGAGACGGCCGCCACGAAGGAGGAGCAGGGCUGCAGGGGCGGCGACACGCUCUUCUGGAAAUGGGCUCGCGGUCUGAUCGCGGACCCCGUGGCCGACUACCAGGUGCCCACGCCGCCCGACGAGUACCAGUGGGGCGACCCCGACGGGGAGAUGGUCCUGUCGGGCUGGGUGGCCACGGACGGGUGCGUCCUGGCCCCCGACGUGGAGGAGGUCUCCACGGGAGGCUUUGCCGCCAUCACCUGGUGCGCGGAGAAGAAAAGUGAGGUUCAGUCUUUGUUCGGAGCUGUCCCAGUUGCGAGGCCCACGUCGGCCCACUGUGAGAUCUGGGCAGUGUACCAGGCCAUAAAGCACUCGGGCAUUGCCGCCCAUCGGUGGCGGAAGCUCUAUCGUGAUCGAAUCCUGGACGGUAAGAAUCCGUACACGGGAAAGCCCGUGCGGGAGCAGGAUUGA
Prorocentrum cordatum is the source of this 4921-nucleotide messenger RNA. The record is from the annotation of a GenBank genome assembly. NCBI's taxonomy places the organism in Eukaryota, Dinophyceae, Prorocentrales, Prorocentraceae.